AUUUCUCUUUCUCUUUAAUCUCUCUCUCUCUCUCUCUCAAGAAAUUAAAACUCAAUUUUUCAUAUAUUGAUCACAUCCAUAAUCUUUCUCCUUCUUGGGUUCUAAUCUAUGCCCUGUUUGGAUUGAUGGGAUUGGUGCGUCCUUUGUAGAAUUCAAUUGUUCUCUGCAUGUGCAAAUCAAAAUGGGGCAGAGCUGAAAAUUUUGACAGAUAAUGACACACCCAUUUAGGCCAGGGUGCCCUUCAUUUUCUGGGUUCAUCCCAUUUAAUCUUUACUCAUCAUCAUCAGUCUUAUAAAUAUCCAUUCUUGGAGAAUUAUAUACCCAAAUUCAUCCCCUUUUUUUCUUCCUGGGUUUUCACUCUGCUUCUUUGAUUUAGUGACGAGGUUGCUGUAAAAAAAAAAGAGGCAGUUUCUGGUAAUUUAUCCCAAUUCUUGGCCAUUUUGGUGCUCAUCCGACAAGAUAUAUCUCUCAUUUGCUGUUGCACAAGGUUGUGCUUUCUGCAAAUUAAAGUACCCAAACAAAAACAAAAAAAAUACCCACCAUUUAUCUCUUCUCACUAUCUUCUCUCCAAGAAUGAAGUUUAUGAAGCUUGGAUCUCGCCCUGAUACCUUCUACACCACUGAAGCUCUGAGAUCAGUUUCCUCUGAAGUUUCAAGUGAUCUCAUUGUCCAAGUCAAAGGAUGCAGAUACUUGCUUCACAAAUUUCCCCUGCUUUCCAAGAGUUUGAGGUUGCAGAGGCUAUGCUCAGAAAUGUCAGAGAAGAAUCCGGAGACGUCAUCUCAGCACCAAACCGUGCAGCUCCGGGAUUUCCCCUGCGAGCCAGAAGCUUUCGAGCUCUGCGCCAAGUUCUGCUACGGCAUCACCGUCACCGUCAGCGCCUACAACAUAGUCUCCGCCAGGUGCGCGGCGGAGUACCUGGAGAUGACGGAGGAGGUGGAGAGGGGGAACUUGAUUCACAAGCUGGAGGCCUUCUUGAGCUCUUGCGUUCUCCAAGGGUGGAAGGACGCGAUCAUCACGCUCCAGACCACGAGGGCGUGUCCCUCGUGGUCCGAGGAGCUCGGGAUCACGGGGCGGUGCGUCGACGCCAUUGCCCUCAGGGUUAUGGCGGGCCCCGCGAAGGCGAGCCUCUCGAGAAGCUACUCGAGGCGGGAGGCGGUGGUUUCGUGGUCGGAGAGCAGGCGGGGGUGGUGGGCGGAGGAUUUGGCAGAGUUGGGCGUCGACCUAUAUUGGAGGACGAUGAUAGCGGUUAAAUCCGGCGGGAGGGUCCCGGCGAGCGUCGUGGGGGAGGCGUUGAGGGUUUACGCGUGCCGUUGGUUACCCAAGGUGUCGAAUUCCUCCACGACGGAGGAUUCGGAGGUUUCCAAACACGUCCAUGUCUUGGAGUCCAUUGUGAGUCUAUUGCCAGCGGAGAAAGGUGCUGUCUCCAGUACCUUUCUCCUGAGGCUGCUUAAAGCAGCCAGCAUUCUGAGAGUCUCGAGUGCCACGAAAAAGGAGGUGGCGAAACGGGUGGGGCUCCAAUUAGAAGACGCGACGGUGAAAGAUCUGUUGAUCCCAUCGGAGCCGUCCAAAAGUGAGACAACAACUUGUGAUGUCGACUUGGUUCUGACGAUGUUGGAACAGUUCAUGUCACAGGGGAAUCCCAGUCCCCCGACAAGUCCUCCUCGACACAGGAGGACCAAGAAAGGGGAAUUCGAGCGAAGAAGAUCUCGAUCGGCCGAGAACGUGGACUUUGAGUUCCAAGAAAGUCGGAGAUCUUCUUCUGCCUCGCAUUCCUCUAAGCUCAAGGUGGCCAAGCUUGUGGAUGGGUAUCUUCAAGAGAUCGCCGGAGACCCCAAAUUGCCCCUCUCGAAAUUCAUAGACCUCGCUAAAUCAAUCCCCGAUUUUGCCCGGAUCGACCAUGACGAUCUCUCCAAGGCCAUUGAUAUCUAUCUUAAGGCGCAUCCAGAACUGAACAAGACAGAAAGAAAGCGAUUGUGCAAGACGAUGGAUUGCAGCAGAUUAUCAAUGGAGGCGUGCAUGCACGCAGCGCAGAACGAGCUUCUCCCGCUCCGGGUAGUCGUCCAAGUCCUCUUCUUCGAGCAGGCCCGAGCCGCCAUCUCCGGGGGCGGAGGUGUGGCCCCCGUCGCGGAGCUUCCGGCCAACAUCAAGGCCUUGCUAGCCGCCAACGACCACAGCGACCUCAAGAAGAGCUCCGCCGCUUCGUCCUUCGCGAACCACCACAAAAUGACGCCCAACCCGAAGCUUGCGACGCUGAAGAUGAAGCUCGCGGAGGACUACGAGUUGGACGACGAAGACGACGGGGUUGGGGACGAUUUUUCGAGCCAGAAAAUGCUCUGCGUUCCUCCGAGUCGGCCCAGGAAGAUGUUUAGCAAGUUGUGGCCUAGCUGGAACUCUUCCGGACAUAAGAAUUGAAUAGAAAUUUUGCUUGUCUUAGACUCUCACGGUCUGAAAAUAUAACAUGUAAACAUACUCUUUGAUAUGGUGAAUUACUAUUAGUUUUUUCCCCUGCAAUUUCGGUAUGUAGCUGUUUCCAUUUUUAAUGCUCUGUAAUAGUUAGAAAAGGGUGAAUCACAAUGUCUAUAGUUGUUGUAACUGAAGCUAAUAAAGAAAAAGUACGCUC
Molecule: messenger RNA, 2620 nt
Organism: Cuscuta campestris
Lineage: Eukaryota; Viridiplantae; Streptophyta; Magnoliopsida; Solanales; Convolvulaceae
Source: the annotation of a GenBank genome assembly